AGGCUCUUCUAAUCCAAUCCAAGCCGUCAAUUCCCAGAGAAGCCCAUUUUUAAAUCCGUGAAACCCAGGCUUCUGAACUUCAGCAAAGAGAGAGAAAGUUGCAGAGAGAGAAGCCCAAACUUUAAACACAGAGAGAGAGAGUUUUGAGCUUUUUCACCGACCAUUAAAAUGGGUCUUGAUCAGGCUUCAAAUUUAGCCUCUCUGUUUCUUUUCAUUGCUCCAUUUGCCUUUACAUUUGCCCCCAAUGUUAUGGCAUUACAAGUAGACCUUCAAACCUCUGGUCUGUCUGCAACUUUGUCAAGGAGGGAAUGUAGCAGCGUGUGCGAAUCUGAUUACUGUUCAGUUCCUCCACUGCUGAGGUAUGGAAAAUAUUGUGGGCUCGGUUACAGCGGAUGCCCAGGCGAGGGUCCGUGCGAUGGCCUUGAUGCUUGCUGCCAAACUCAUGAUAAUUGCGUGCAAGCCAAAAACGACUACCUGAGCCAAGAGUGUAACCAAGAGUUUCUUGACUGCAUUUCUGAGUUCAGAGCAUCAGGGCGUCCUUCGUUUGAGGGAAAUAAGUGUGACGUUCAGGAGGUGAUUGAUGUAAUUUAUGUGGUUAUUGAGGCAGCCUUAUUAGCUGGUAGGGCUCUUCACAAGCCCUAAUUUCAAAUUCCUAGGAUCUCUCUUUUGAAUGAAAUUAACGUAAACGGCGAUGAUGAAGAUUGUUUAAUUGUGAAAAUUAUAAAAAAAAAAAAGGAAGAAGAACAUGGUUUACUUGUGUGACAAACUCUUUCAUUGAUCGUUAGGCUCUGGAGUCCAGUUUAUUUUAUGGUUGAUUAUUAUAAUUUGUGCUUACUUAAUGGAGGAUGGGGAUCUUGAUCUGUGUAAUGCAACAGAGAAAUUGACAGCAUACCUCUUGAUAUUGGGGUUGCAAAA
Molecule: messenger RNA, 915 nt
Organism: Amborella trichopoda
Lineage: Eukaryota; Viridiplantae; Streptophyta; Magnoliopsida; Amborellales; Amborellaceae
Gene: PLA2-ALPHA
Product: Phospholipase A2 family protein
Biological process (GO): arachidonate secretion; phospholipid metabolic process; lipid catabolic process
Molecular function (GO): A2-type glycerophospholipase activity; calcium ion binding; lipid binding
Source: RefSeq, a predicted model, not a curated record